AUGCAGCUGAACAAUAUCUUUGCCAUCUAUGUGGCUGUCUUUGCUAGUACUGCAGCUGCUGUACCACACGCUGCUGGACCAUACCAUGGCGCUCGAAUCGCCAUCACAAUUCCUCCGGGAAACUCUACUGGCCCUUAUAACGCAACGACUACUGGCAUCAUCCGACCUUUGACAAGCGGUCUUUCCAAGCCAAAAUAUGAUACUCUGGGUUAA
Messenger RNA from Penicillium taxi, 213 nucleotides. RefSeq lists its product as uncharacterized. The coding region runs from base 1 to 213 and encodes 70 amino acids. The transcript has a single exon. The record is from RefSeq and is a predicted model, not a curated record. Lineage: Eukaryota; Fungi; Ascomycota; Eurotiomycetes; Eurotiales; Aspergillaceae.